Molecule: messenger RNA, 1399 nt
Organism: Trichoderma harzianum CBS 226.95
Lineage: Eukaryota; Fungi; Ascomycota; Sordariomycetes; Hypocreales; Hypocreaceae
Exons: 2
Coding region: 129-977 (282 amino acids)
Source: RefSeq, a predicted model, not a curated record
GGCACCGAUACGCGGUAUAUUUGUGUUAGGCUCCAUUGUGUGGCCUCAUCUUACUUGACUUAGGACCGGUGUACUACCCAUCUACCAAGUAUACCAAACUGGGCACCAGCAAAUCCUCAAUAUUAGAUAUGGCGAACAAUCAGAAUUUAUUCUUUUACGCGCCCACGUGGGAUUAUCCACCCAACGGUCCCAUUAAGCUCGGCAAUGUCAUCACCUCCGUGAAGAAACCCGAGCGGCCGCUCCAUUGCGUCCCGCCUUCGGACUCAGACAUCUUUUCGACCAAGAAAAUGAGCUUUGAGCACACCAAGGAUCAAUUACAGAAUCAGAGAUUCUCUAUUCUGGUGAGAUUCUUUAGCAUUUUCGGCCUAAAUGUCCGAGUCAGUACCGGACGAGAGACAAGCAAAGAGAACAAGUUUUCCUUCAAAACCGUCGAAACGACCCAGUUCGUUCCCACGUCCUCUUACAUCCAAAGCUGUGUCGAAAACGAUGAUGUUCGCCGCUAUCUACAAAUAUCCCGCUAUCGUAAACCACUCUAUGUCAUCACCGGCUUAAAAAUAGUUACCGGUGUUGAUGCCAACAUGCACACGUCGCACGCUGUUCAGAGUUCUCCAGCCAUACAAAUCGAUAGCACUAUACCUCAGAUAGGGCCGAUUAGCUUUGUCGGAUCCGGAGCUGAGAACACGGCUUCUACCAAGGCUGUUACAGCGUUUAAGAAUAGCGAUGACUUUGUAUUUGCGUUUCGCGUAAGUAAAGUCCUUGUUAGUAAGGGACCUGAUCAGGUCAUCAGCGAGGAAGAUUAUCGUAGGGGAGCUAUGCUCGGUACUGAAGAAGAGCAGCAACGAAUCAAGAGCCCACCACUUUCCAUUCUAAAGGUUGAAUAUCCAGAUGCGGAAGCCGAAGGGUUUGAUGCAGAGGAGUUGACUGAAGGAGAAGAGGUUGUGGUCUGCGCAGUUCCACGAGAAACUAAUGACGCAUAGUGAUAUUACUUCUAAGACUGACUUCAUAAACCUCAAACAAUGCUUCUAUCUCUUUAGAGUCUCCAAAAUCUCGUCAUUAAUCCUAUCCAACUCCCUUCCAAAUAAAUUAUGCUGAUGUAGACUUAAUUCGACGUAGUAAUAAUUGCCUCUUGGCGCGUAGUUAGGCCCUCGCUUGGCGCAUCUUUUCAGUAAAGCCUCCAUUUUUUCCUUUCUUUUGAGAGCGAAUGCAGCUUUCUCUGGUAAGUGAAGCCUUGCAUACUGUAACAAGAAAGCCGCGAUUCCUGCCAUGAUCGGCGUUGCAUAUGAUGUCCCCGAACGUGAUUUGACAUACCUUUGUGGAGUUGCUGUGUCGUUGCAAAGCAGCAUUGGCCAUGCCGACUCGAUCGACUCGCCAACUGUUGCAAAAUUGAGAUUGUCGGGCU